Penicillium nucicola is the source of this 456-nucleotide messenger RNA. RefSeq lists its product as uncharacterized. The coding region runs from base 1 to 456 and encodes 151 amino acids. The transcript has 2 exons. NCBI's taxonomy places the organism in Eukaryota, Fungi, Ascomycota, Eurotiomycetes, Eurotiales, Aspergillaceae. The record is from RefSeq and is a predicted model, not a curated record.
AUGCAAAACGAUAAAGAUUCACCGGUUUGGCCUUCUCUCCAGCCCUCCUCAGGAGUCAAGCAACUGGUGAGCCGAUUCUUUGCGCUGGUAGACACCAAUUCCGAAGAAGUAGGGCAGACCUUGGCCGAUGACAUCUUUACCCAAGACGGAGUAUUCAUCACAGCGAACGGCACCUUUCAGGGCGCUGCAGAGAUAUCGCAAUCCAGAAAUGGCGCCUGGGCGACAGUGAAGACCCGGCAGCAUAAAAUCUUGAAGUGCUACGUCAACGACACACAUUUCACGGACAUUUUUCUUGUUGGGAACUUGAAGUUAGAGACACUAUCGGGAACACAUGCAAGCUUGGAGUUUAUCGCUCGGAUGAAAAUUGAAGACGAGGAGUGGGGGCCCAAAAUAUGUCAAUAUCAGGUUGUCAAUCCAGCUCCACGCGACUCGCGACUGAUCCUGGAUGCUGAGUGA